UUUGAGUGAUUUGAUUUCCCUGGCAAACGUUUUCAGGCGUUCCUAGAUACACAUGUUAUAAAUAACUGAAUGGGCUGUGCCACGUCACCGGAGCACAGCAAUUUUGGAAAACAAGAUCUGGUCUAAAUCUCAAUAUGUUCCGUGAGCAACACGUUGUGCUCACCUUCGCCACCCUUGCUAUCACGGGGACAGCUGCAUUAAUAUGGUGGUGGCGUUUCCAACUAAAAAAACGCAGAGCCAAGAGAGAAGCUUUGAUGGCUUUAGCUGUCCAUGAAGAGAACCAGAGUAAAAAAUCUCAAUCAAAAGAGAAGGACAAGGAGACAGUUCCCAAUGACAGCACCAGGGAGGGGAUGGCGUCACAAGACAUCUACAGCAAGACGAGCAAGGGCGGCUACCGAUCGGUCCACUUCAGAACUGUCAAAUCAGUUUCUGAAGUUCAAGAAGUCAUCGCACAUUCCUGGAACGACUUGGGCACGCCACAGCGGACGGUAGUAUCGUGGAUGAAGGAGGAGACAACAAGCUGGUCACGCGUAUAUGGCCGAUGAACAUCCAUGUGAACCCUUCGCCAUUUUCUUUUCGCCAGCGUUGAAAACCAAAGUGCUAUUUUUGCCGUCACAAAUUCUCUCGCUGCUGUAACUGCUGACACUGGCAUCGGUUGAUACGGCGUUAGAUCUUCGUGCUAGAUAAUAUGACAAAAAUAUAUAAUUCUUUGUGUAAUUGCGUGAUACAUAUUGUAUCGUCUUUGUGAAGUGCUGUUUCUGUUAAUCUGUGUAACUGGUGUAAAUUUUGUCUUAUAUGUUUGUAAAUUAAAAUAUUACUUUUUUGUUA
Schistocerca gregaria is the source of this 828-nucleotide messenger RNA. RefSeq lists its product as uncharacterized. The transcript has 6 exons. The record is from RefSeq and is a predicted model, not a curated record. Lineage: Eukaryota; Metazoa; Arthropoda; Insecta; Orthoptera; Acrididae. Bases 135 to 545 code for a protein of 136 amino acids.